Molecule: messenger RNA, 1071 nt
Organism: Chelmon rostratus (copperband butterflyfish)
Lineage: Eukaryota; Metazoa; Chordata; Actinopteri; Chaetodontiformes; Chaetodontidae
Gene: urahb
Product: urate (5-hydroxyiso-) hydrolase b
Exons: 4
Coding region: 53-412 (119 amino acids)
Biological process (GO): purine nucleobase metabolic process
Molecular function (GO): hydroxyisourate hydrolase activity
Source: RefSeq, a predicted model, not a curated record
UCGGGAACUGAAUGAAGCUGCUGCAGCGGAGAGGUGCGUUCACACACAGAUCAUGGCGGUGGCAGAGUCCAGCCCUCUGACCACUCACGUGCUGAACACCGGAGACGGCGUGCCGGCGGCCAGGAUGGCCCUCAGUCUGCACCGACUGGACUCCAAGCUGCUGAUCUGGAGCAUGCUGAGUGUCGGGACGACAAAUCAAGAUGGCCGCUGCCCAGGACUCAUCAGCCCACAAGCCUUCACCCCCGGCAUGUACAAGCUGCGCUUUGAGACGGGCUCGUACUGGGAGGCUCUGGGUCAGACGUCUUUUUACCCGUAUGUAGAGGUUGUGUUUACCAUCAGUGACCCUGAGCAGAGGUUCCACCUCCCUCUGCUGAUGAGUCGGUUCUCUUACAGCACCUACAGAGGAAGCUGAGACCUCUGAGGACGACCAGCUUUUACCAGUGAUGGAGACAGGUGUUUCUGUCGUCAUAGAGAUUUUAUGACUUGGAUUCAUCCUGUCAUAUCUUGUCUUUGACCUCGUUGCAAAGUUUCUGUUACAUUCUCUGACUAUUGAGUUUCAAAUACUUUGUUAAUGUGAAGAUGUUUUCCCCUAUUGAAAGUUGCGUAUUAAAUGCAUGUUAACAAGUAUAUCUCUUUAACUGGUAUUUCGUGUUAUUUCUUAAAACACUGCAAACCAAACUGUUUUUUCAGAAUAAAAUUUUAAUUUACAUAUUCAUGCAAAACACUAAUUUGUCUACCUAUGUCUGAGACUGAUAUGAUUUUGGACUGUUGAAUAUCAGAAUAGGGUAGAAAAAUUGGUCGUUUUCCACUACUUUCUGAGAUUUAAUGAACCAAUGAUUCAUUGAUUUAUCGAGGAAAAUCGUCGGAUUAAUCUGUAAUAAAAAUAAUUUACUUUUGAAGCAACAGUCAUAGUAAUGUGAUGUAUUGUCCAGUGACUUUUUACAUUUUCUAUUCUCCAUUUUAGUCUUUAUAAACUUGUAUUUACUUUUAUUCCUUUUCACAAACUGUUAUAUCUGUUCAAUAUUUUUACACUUUGGUCAGUUGUUAAACCGUAUUUUUACAUGUAGUAUU